This is a messenger RNA of Paecilomyces variotii, 1351 nucleotides long. RefSeq names its product putative short chain dehydrogenase/reductase. The coding region runs from base 313 to 1155 and encodes 280 amino acids. The record is from RefSeq and is a predicted model, not a curated record. Lineage: Eukaryota; Fungi; Ascomycota; Eurotiomycetes; Eurotiales; Thermoascaceae. Gene Ontology annotation, molecular function: oxidoreductase activity, acting on the CH-OH group of donors, NAD or NADP as acceptor. The transcript is spliced from 3 exons. Gene Ontology annotation, cellular component: cytoplasm.
GUUUUCUAUACCAAUAACUAACUCAGAGCUCUGUGGUGGGGUUCCGCGAACGUGUACCAUGCUCUAAGUAUUAGUAUUAGUAUCAGUACUGGUACUGGUAGUAAGUAAAUUAUGCAUGGAACGCUCCGAGCCUCGGAAGAGAGAGCAGUUGUUUUCAACACUUCGUUUCAGUUGUGAUAAGAUAACUAGUACCUCCUGCAUAGUUAUUUUCUUUGGAUUCAUUCAUCCUUUCCCAGCAUAUAACAUAGCAUUCAACCGCUGAAAAAAACAUAGCAAUCGUACUUCUGGACCGUAUACAGACACACAUUAACCAUGGGCUCAACCGCAAAGAAAAGCAUCAUCAUCACGGGAGGUGCAUCAGGAAUCGGCCUCGGUAUAACCCGACACUUUGCCGCAGACCCAAACACCCACAUCUCCAUCUUCGACGUCAACGUCUCCACAGGCUCCGAGACACUUUCUGCGCUCCGAACCGAAUUCCCUUCUGGCGCCAGCAUGAGUUUCGUCCAAUGUGACGUCUCGUCGUGGGAGAGCCAGGCUGAUGCGUUUGAGAAAGUAUAUGCGGAUCAAGGACGGAUUGAUAUUGUUUUUGCGAAUGCGGGGAUCUCGAAAGAGGGCAAGUUGAUUGAGACGGAUAGGGCCCAGAGGGAGGAGAAGCCGAUGAAGCCGGAUUUGGGCACGCUGAAUGUCAAUUUGGUUGGGGUGAUUUAUUCUACGAAACUCGCAAUCCACUACAUCUCCAAAAACGUCGCAAUCGACAAUACAGCAAGUAAAGGCAGUAUUAUCUGCACCGCGUCCAACGCAGGCAUAUACCCAUUCCCCAUCGCGCCCAUCUAUGCCGCUACUAAGAGCGGAGUCAUCGGACUCGUGAGAGCUCUCGCCCGCCCAUUGGAAAGGGAACAGAUCCAAAUCAACGCCCUGGCCCCGGCGGUUAUCCAGACGAAUAUCGCGCCGAGUCAGGACUUGUUUAAGCAUAUGGUCCUGACGCCGAUGGAGACCGCUACGAAUGCAGUGGCGCAGUUCUUGGCUGAUCCGACACUGACGGGGAAAGUGGCCGAGUUGCAUGGUAAGGUUGUCUCGUUCGCGGAGCCUCCGCCGUAUGUGGAUGAGGAUACGGAGAGGAAUAUUGAGACGUUUUGGUCGUUGGGAUAUGCAUGAUUAUAUUCUUGAGGUGGUUAGGAAUGAUAGCCCGUAUCCUGGGAUGUGCUGAGGUAGGUAACAUGGGGGGUGUGGGACCUAACUGCGUUCAAUGUAUAGCCAUGAGUAAAGGAUUAUAUUUCCAUUUCACGCAUAACCAGUUAUCUAGUGCCUCAAUUCAUUAACGCCUCGUUAUAUGCAGCUGCAAGCUACGUUC